Platichthys flesus (European flounder) is the source of this 5376-nucleotide messenger RNA. It is a transcript of the gene col18a1a, whose product is annotated as collagen type XVIII alpha 1 chain a. Bases 112 to 4413 code for a protein of 1433 amino acids. The transcript is spliced from 41 exons. The record is from RefSeq and is a predicted model, not a curated record. NCBI's taxonomy places the organism in Eukaryota, Metazoa, Chordata, Actinopteri, Pleuronectiformes, Pleuronectidae.
CAGAGCUUGGAGGAAAGUGUCUGCAAGGAGGGUAGUGGCUCUGUGGACAUGUCCUAGUCAUCUCUGGGACCCUAAUCAAGCAGCUGGACAAGACUUGACUUUGUGCCCAAGAUGAGGACCCAGGCUGGAGUUUUGUUUUUGUUGGCCCAGUGGGUGGUCUGCUCUGAUGCUUGGUUCUGGUCCAGGACUGAUACCACAACUCUGGCCCCGACAAUGGAGGAGGGCUCUGGCAGUCCGGCAGGUAGUGGAGAACAACCGACAGAGGCCCAGGUUGGAGCACAGAUCAUUGAUGAGGCACAUGGAAUCCAAGUGACUGGGCCGACUUGGGUUGACACCACUGAAUCUGCAGCACUGACCACUUUAAUACCAACCACGCCACUGGAGAAUGAGCAGACAACAGAAAAGGGCCCAAUGGGGAUUUCGUCACCCGUAAUCCAACCUGAAGACACUGGAGUGUCCCUAAUGCAGCUGAUUGGGGAUCCUCCUCCCGACAAGAUCACCAGAGUCUUUGGACCCGACAACAGCUCCAGAUACGUCUUUGGCCCCACUGCCAACACCGGCCAGCUGGCACGCGCCCACCUGCCGAGCCCGUUCCACCGAGACUUCUCCCUCAUCUUCAACCUGAAGCCCACCUCCGACAAGGGCGGCGUCGUCUUCUCCGUCACAGACGCCUCGCAGAAGAUCAUGUACGUGGGUGUCAAGCUGUCGCCCGCCCGGGGCAACGACCAGAGCAUCAUCCUGUACUACACAGAGCCCGGCUCGCAGCGGUCCUAUGAGGCGGCCAGGUUCCCCGUGCUCUCCAUGACCAACACCUGGACCCGGUUCGCCGUCGCUGUGAGGGACGACAAGGUGAUGCUGUACCUCAACUGUGUCGCGGAGCCGUGGGUGAAGCGCAUGGAGAGGUCCCCGGACGACAUGGAGCUGGACACCGGUGCUGGGUUGUUCGUCGGGCAAGCUGGGGGGGCCGAUCCCGACAAGUUCCUGGGGGAGAUUGAGGAGCUGAGGGUGGUGGGAGACCCCCGAGCUGCUGAGACAUACUGUGACGAGGACGAGGACGGGGACGACUCCGAUAUGGCUUCAGGUGAUGGAAGUGGCGACGAGGAACCGAGACCCACCAGACCGGCUGUGGAGAAUCGCAGAUGGACGACCGCCCCCCCGUCCUCCGGGCCCAUUCCCAUGCCGCCGCUCAGCGAGAAAGAGGAGAUUUCUGUUUCAGUAGGGACGGGAGCAGCUGGGGCUAAAGGAGAGAGAGGUGACCGCGGGGACAGAGGAGAGAAAGGAGCCCGGGGACCGUUCGGCCCGAAGGGAGAAUCAGGAACCGGCUCCAUCUCUCGGGGGGGAGCCCGUGGAGAGAAGGGAGAACCUGGAGAAAAGGGAUUGAAGGGCAGCGCCGGAUUUGGCUACCAAGGAAAGAAGGGGGACGCCGGCAUCGCUGGGCCCCCCGGCCCCCCCGGCCCUCCAGGAGUUGCAACUGAAGGUUCACUUAGCAGCGAUGGCUCAGUUCUUUCGACUGCGCCUGGACCCCGAGGACCAGCCGGACCACAAGGUGUCGCAGGUCCCCCGGGACCAGCAGGAGCUGAUGGAGAGGCUGGAGAUCCUGGUGAGGAUGGAAAAACUGGUCCUGAGGGACCUCCAGGCUUCCCAGGAACUCCAGGUGACCCCGGAACCAAAGGAGAGAAGGGAGACCGUGGAGAGGGUCAACCGGGCCCUAGGGGGGCCCCAGGACUUCCCGGGCCCCCUGGAACAGGAUCCAGAUCUACCUUUGUGGACAUGGAAGGUUCGGGUUUCCCCGACCUGGAAUCCAUUCGGGGACUACCUGGGCUCCCAGGUGUCCCUGGUCCUCCUGGGCCUCCUGGUCCUGCCACAGCCGGCACAGCAUUGAGUUCUGGAGCCUUUGGUCCACCAGGAAAGGACGGGGCGCCUGGUCAACCUGGUUUGUCUGGUUUACCGGGUACUGACGGCCUCCCAGGAGCUGCUGGUCCCAAGGGAGAAAAGGGUGAUUCAGCCGAGCUGGGUCUUCCAGGAGUCGCUGGAGAGAAGGGAGCUCAGGGAGACCCUGGUUUACCAGGACGUGCAGGAGAAUCCGGUCUCGCUGGUUUACCUGGACCCAUGGGACCGGUGGGGCGACCCGGGCCCCCCGGACUUCCUGGACCAAGUUAUCGUGUUGGAUUUGACGACAUGGAAGGAUCAGGAGGAGGUUUCAGCAAUGGACUUCCUGGUGUCAGAGGACCUGAAGGAAGAAAGGGUUCUCCUGGUUUUCCUGGUAUUCCUGGUAAACCUGGGUUGCCUGGGAUGCCGGGUCAGAAGGGCAGCGAAGGUUCUGCAGGGCGAGAGGGGCGACCUGGGCUGGACGGCUUCCAGGGACCUCAGGGACCCAAGGGAGACACCGGUGACAAAGGCGAAAGGGGAGACCCAGGUCGAGAUGGAACCGGACUCCAAGGUCCACCAGGCCCACCUGGACCCCCCGGACAAAUCAUCUACUCUACAUCUGGAAACUUUGACGUCGGCAGUGCUGGGCCCAAGGGUGGAUCUGGUUUACCUGGUCAAGCUGGAUUCCCUGGUCCUAUUGGACCAAAGGGGGACAUAGGUGACCAAGGACCUCCUGGCUUUGGGGUGAAGGGAGAGAAAGGUGAGCCCGGCUUGGCGAUCGGACCUGAUGGAAAUCUCCUGUAUAUGGAAGGGUUGAGUGGCAUAAAGGGAGACAGAGGACCCUCUGGUCCCGUUGGACCUCCUGGCCAGUACGGGCCUCCUGGAAUAAAGGGUGAAAUGGGAAUGCCUGGAAGACCUGGUCGUCCUGGUGUUAAUGGAUACAAGGGAGAGAAAGGAGACACGACAGUUGGUUCAGGCUACAGUUACCCUGGAGUCUCUGGACCUCCAGGACCGCCUGGACCACCUGGACCCCCAGGGCCACCCACUCCUCUGGACCGCUUCAACCGAUACGAUGACGCUUCAAGGAAUUACCAAGUGAAAGGGGAAAAAGGAGAACGUGGUGACCGAGGAGUUCAGGGAAUCCCAGGAACAGCAUCUAAUCUUGAUAUCUACACAUUGAAGAAUGAACUGAAGGGACAGCCUGGAGAUCCGGGUGUAAAGGGAGAAAAGGGAGAGCCGAGUGGCGGUUACUAUGACUCACGUUUUGGAGGCGUGCAGGGUCAACCGGGGCCGCCUGGCAAACCGGGCCUACCGGGUCCCAAGGGAGAUUCCAUAAUCGGCCCCUCUGGGCCUCAGGGACCACAAGGGUCACCAGGCAUUGGUUACGAUGGACGUCAAGGUCCUCCAGGACCACCUGGACCUCCAGGGCCAACAAGCUCGCAGCAUGGACCAUAUCGGCCAAAUCACGCCGUCAGUAUCCCUGGGCCUCCUGGUCCUCCUGGCCCACCUGGAAGUUCUGGCUCCUCCUCUGGUAUCACAGUUUUGAGGUCGUAUGACACAAUGAUUGCUUCAGCCAGACGUCAGGAAGAGGGCAGCCUCAUCUACAUCCUCGACAAAUCAGACCUGUAUCUCAGAGUACGAGACGGACUGCGCCAAGUCAUGCUCGGAGAUUAUCGACCAUUCUUCAGAGAUCUGGAGAACGAGGUGGCAGAGGUCCAGCCUCCGCCUGUGAUCCACUACCCUCAGUCCCAGGACCAGUCCCACAACAACGGAGCUGGCCAUUACUCCCAGGGCGGCUCAGCCAUUCGUCCCAUUGAGCCUCCACCUCAACCAGCUGUAGACCCUGUGUACCCCCCACGCUACGAUCCCAGGUUCCCAGACCCCAGACAGACGGGUCAGACGGAUGGAAGGUUACCCCCCCAGAACACCGGCAACAGAUACCCAGUCACUCCGCAGAGACGACCCAGCCCGGCUCUCCCACAGCCUGGGGGCCAUGUGGACGGAUCAGGAUCAGGACUACACAUCAUCUCCUUGAACGCCCCUUAUACUGGUAACAUGCGAGGGAUCCGCGGGGCCGACUUCCUGUGCUUCCAGCAGGCCCGUGCUGUGGGCCUGAAGGGAACUUACAGAGCGUUCCUGUCCUCCAAGCUGCAAGACCUCCACACCAUCGUCCGCAGGUCGGACAGGGAGAGCCUCCCCAUCCUGAACCUGAAGGACCAAGUGUUGUUCAGCAGUUGGGAGUCGAUGUUUGGAGACAAGGCGAGCAAAAUGAGGGAGAACGUGCCGAUCUACUCGUUCGACGGUAGAGAUAUCAUCAGGGACAGUGCAUGGCCAGAGAAAAUGGUCUGGCAUGGAUCGAGCAACAAAGGCCACAGGCAAACAGACCACUACUGUGAAACAUGGCGAGCAAGCGACCACGCUGUCACUGGUCUGGCUUCAUCAUUACAGAGCGGCCACCUCCUGCAGCAGACCUCCAGCAGCUGCUCCGGCUCUUACAUCGUCCUCUGCAUCGAGAACGCCUUCGUCUCACCCUCCAAAAAAUAAAUCCCGUCCAUUUUUUUCUUCCUCUUUGUUUCGGGCCCCGAGUUAAACCCAGUUUUUACCGUCCGAGCAGACGAUGUGUUUAAUUCCCCUGAUCACAUUCCCUUGUGAUCCCACGGCGUCCGGUGAACUGGCCCCGCCUCCUUUUGCCUGGCAGAGACGCUUUGCAUCGUCUGCUCCUCCCCCUCCAGGAACGCCAAAGAGAUGGGUCGAACAGAGGGGGGGCGGGGGGGUUGGUCCAUCUAUUCUUCAGGGCACUGGCAAAUAUUUUUCUUUGAGGGGCUGAACAGCAGUGGAGAAGCUCCACACAUUCUCAAAUUGUAUCCAUUUAAAAAAAAAUCUGUAUAUUACAUGUUUGUUGUAUAUUCUUAUUUGACGUUAUCAAUGUUUUUAACUUUUGAACUGUUUAAAAAAAAUAUGCUAUUUCCAUUCAGUUUUUAUUUUUUAGGUAUGGAUCAUUUUUUUACUAUUUCAUUUUUAGAAUUGUGGGCUAUGAUGGGGUAGAGCAAACAUUUAAGGACGUUUUUGAAUUUAAAGAAGAUAAUAGAUAUUUAUUUUUAAAUGAAAUUAUGUAAGAAUGAAAAAGAUUAGGAAAAAUAUUAUAAAAAAAGCUAAAUACCCACACAGACUCAUAUCCUCAACCACUUCCUUUGUACACACUAUUCUACGAAUAUAUCACUGUGAUCUUCAGAUGCUUUUUACAUCAUCCCCCUAAUUUUGAUUCUUUCCCCACUUUCUGAAAAUACCAGAGAAGCAGUGAGUGAGCUGGAGAUGAUUAGUUUGAGGCUAAUCUUUGCUGGACAGAAAACCCACAGGAAAACCCAGUGUGUUAAACGGGCAGUUGUGUUGUUCCGCAGUUGCGUUGCAUUGAAUUCCAGAGACACAACCUGUGGAUGUCCAUUUUUUAUAACAAUAUGUGCUGUACUGUUUCUCCCAGGCACUGAAUUAAAGUCUUUUUCAACCACA